Molecule: messenger RNA, 1037 nt
Organism: Stomoxys calcitrans (stable fly)
Lineage: Eukaryota; Metazoa; Arthropoda; Insecta; Diptera; Muscidae
Exons: 1
Coding region: 190-1020 (276 amino acids)
Biological process (GO): regulation of protein stability
Cellular component (GO): SCF ubiquitin ligase complex
Source: RefSeq, a predicted model, not a curated record
AGGGUAUUUCACAAUAUUACGAUAGACAAAUUGACAUUUUUCUCCAUACAAUAUAAAUCCUUUUUUUGGGCUAAUAAAAGCAGGCUUAUUAUCUCCUGCAAAAAUAUAUCAUAGGAUCUCAUAUUUUGGAGCUAAAAGCGAAAACUCAAGGUCAAAUGUAUAAGAGCAGCAGUCAACAACUAUUAACGGAUGGCAAACAUGAUCCUACCACAGACCCCAAAGGGGGAGUACAACUAUAUUAGUAACGACAUAUGGUUUCACUUGACCAAUUACAUAGCUCCAAAAGAUGUUCAAACGUUUGCAAUGAUUUGUAAACAAAGUGCGGAUUGUGUAAAAUCUCUGCAUUUCUGGCGUCAACUCUACCGAAAAUACUGCCUAACUUCUUCGAAACUACCAAAACAUUUGCAAGCCCAUCAAAUUGCGAACUGUGAUGUGAAUUCCUUAAGGACUUUGGUUAUAGAAGCUCUAUUCUAUUGUCAUCAACCACUGAGUAAUCAUUUAAAAUCAAAUUUUGCAUUGGAAGCAUUGUUGGGAAAGUCAUGUGUGUCCUCAUGGCAACUAAGAGAUCAGCAGUGUACUUGGAUAAUGUGCUACAAAUUCCAAGGUCAUAUGAGAAAACCUAAACACAAUCCACAUCACUUUGAAAAGCAAGAUCGUGUUGAAGUUGUGGAUGAUUGGGAAUCUUUGGCAAAUAGCGAUGAUGAUGAUGACGGUGGUGGUUACGUUGUAAAUAGCAAAAAGUUAAAAACAGAGUAUACAAACGAAGCAGCUAGUCUCUUAGUUAUAUGGUGUGAUCGCUUUAUACCAUUUCCUUCUGACUACCUUAAUACGAAUUCCUCAUCUGCCUUACGAUUGAAAGCAGUACGAGAGCUUUUGUCUACCGAUAUGAGAUCAAUUAAUUUGGAGAUGGAUUUAGCUUCCUUGACUGGCGACCAAAGUAUCACUUGGAAGUAUAAGCAAAUAAAAAAAUAUAAAGUAUUACCUUGGUGGCAUAGCGACUUUAGAAAAUUUAAUAAAUAGUGCGAACAAAAACACAA